This is a messenger RNA of Pteronotus mesoamericanus, 363 nucleotides long. RefSeq names its product glycoprotein hormones, alpha polypeptide (gene CGA). The record is from RefSeq and is a predicted model, not a curated record. Gene Ontology annotation, cellular component: follicle-stimulating hormone complex; extracellular region. Gene Ontology annotation, molecular function: follicle-stimulating hormone activity. NCBI's taxonomy places the organism in Eukaryota, Metazoa, Chordata, Mammalia, Chiroptera, Mormoopidae. The transcript is spliced from 3 exons. Gene Ontology annotation, biological process: positive regulation of steroid biosynthetic process; thyroid hormone generation. The coding region runs from base 1 to 363 and encodes 120 amino acids.
AUGGACUACUACCGAAAAAAAAUAGUUGUCAUUUUGGCCACGUUGUCUAUGUUUCUGCAUGUUCUCCGUCCUUUUCCUGAUGAAGAGUUUACAAUGCAGGUUUGUCCAGAAUGCAAGCUCAAGGAAAACAAGUACUUCUCCAAGCUGGGUGCCCCAAUUUAUCAAUGCAUGGGCUGCUGCUUCUCCAGAGCAUAUCCUACUCCAGCGAGGUCCAAGAAGACAAUGUUGGUCCCAAAGAACAUCACCUCAGAAGCCACAUGCUGUGUGGCCAAAGCAUUUACCAAGGCCCGAGUCAUGGGAAGUGUCAGAGUGGAGAACCACACAGCGUGCCACUGCAGUACUUGUUAUUAUCACAAAUCUUAA